CUAUAAAAGUUGGAAGCAUAGAAUGCAUUGCCAUCAGUUUCACUGCAAGUGUUUUAGAAAGAACAGUAAUUGCUAAUUAUCAGCCAAUAUACUAAUAUUUAUAUAACUACGAGGAAAAUUUCGAAUCAAAAUGAACUUCAACAAAGUCUUCAUCUUCUUGGCUGUGGUGAUCGCUAUUUUUGCCGGCCAAACGGAGGCUGGUUGGCUCAAGAAGAUCGGCAAGAAAGUUGAGCGUGUUGGUCAGCAUACCAGAGAUGCCGCCGUUCAGGGGAUUGCUGUGGCGCAACAGGCCGCCAAUGUCGCUGCUACUGCCCGUGGAUAAUUUUUUAUUAGUUGCCGAUAACAUUUAAAUUACAGUUAUAAACUCAUUUUGUGCAAAUGUAUCAUGGCAUUUACUUCAAAAAUAUUUAUUUAUUUUAUAAACAAACAUAUUUUAAAAACAACAUUUAUAUUAUUAAGUUGAGGAAGAAAUUUMGAAUAAAUUGAA
Bactrocera latifrons is the source of this 487-nucleotide messenger RNA. RefSeq names its product cecropin-1-like. The transcript is spliced from 2 exons. Gene Ontology annotation, cellular component: extracellular region. The record is from RefSeq and is a predicted model, not a curated record. NCBI's taxonomy places the organism in Eukaryota, Metazoa, Arthropoda, Insecta, Diptera, Tephritidae. Gene Ontology annotation, biological process: defense response to Gram-positive bacterium; antibacterial humoral response; defense response to Gram-negative bacterium. The coding region runs from base 131 to 322 and encodes 63 amino acids.